Molecule: messenger RNA, 5820 nt
Organism: Entelurus aequoreus (snake pipefish)
Lineage: Eukaryota; Metazoa; Chordata; Actinopteri; Syngnathiformes; Syngnathidae
Product: endoplasmic reticulum metallopeptidase 1
Exons: 15
Coding region: 70-2745 (891 amino acids)
Biological process (GO): proteolysis
Molecular function (GO): metalloexopeptidase activity
Source: RefSeq, a predicted model, not a curated record
GGAAGGGGGCAAAGAAAGCAGCGACGCCUGGGAGCGACGCUCGCAAGCUGAUGUUCCGCUGGCUUUAAAAUGGAAAGCGACACCACUGUCCGGAGAAUAAAACCAUCGUCGCUCGGGACACAUGAUAGCUAUGCGGUGGCCGCGGGGCACCGAUACGCCGGGGACUACAACGGCUGGGGCGACGACGAGCCGAAGAGGAAGCCCGACGUGAGCUUGUACCUGCUCAGAGAGGGUCUGGCAACCUCCCUGGUCUGCUUGUUUAUUUUGCUGCUGUGGGCUCUGGUUCAGUUGUCGCUCCAGCAUCUCGUCAUAGGGAGGCCGGGCGGAGAGUUCAACGCGGACAGAGCGAGGUGGCACCUGGAGCGCAUCACCAGCGUCGGGCCUCGGCCGACGGGCAGCCAUGAGAACGAGGUCAUGACGGUGACCUAUCUGCUGGAGGAAAUUGACAAGAUACGCCAGGAGACGGUGCAGGGCACGCAUUGGAUCAACGUGGACGUGCAGAGGCCCACGGGCUCUUUCUCCAUCGACUUCCUGGGCGGCUUCACCAGCUACUACGACCGCGUCACCAACGUGGUCGUGCGUCUGGAGCCGAAGGGCGGCGCGCAGCAUCUGAUGCUGGCCAACUGUCACUUUGACACCGUGGCCAACAGUCCAGGGGCGAGUGAUGACGCUGUGAGCUGCGCCGUCAUGCUGGAAGUCCUCUACUCUCUGGCCAACCAGUCGACUCCUUUCCAACACGGCGUCAUCUUCCUCUUUAAUGGCGCAGAAGAAAAUGUCCUGCAGGCUAGUCAUGGUUUCAUCACUCAGCACCCGUGGGCCAAACAAGUGAGAGCCUUCAUUAACCUGGAGGCAGCAGGUGUCGGGGGAAAGGAGGUUGUUUUCCAGACAGGUCCAGAGAAUCCAUGGCUGGUCCAGGCGUACGUCCAAGCUGCCAAACACCCCUUUGCCUCCGUGGUGGGCCAGGAGGUCUUUCAGAGCGGCGUUAUCCCCUCAGACACCGACUUCCGCAUCUAUAGGGACUUCGGUAACAUCCCAGGUAUUGACCUGGCUUUCAUCGAGAACGGCUUCAUCUACCACACCAAGUAUGACACUGCCGACAGAAUCCUCACGGACUCCAUACAGAGAGCAGGUGACAACAUCCUGGCCGUCCUCAAGCACCUGCUCAAUUCCGAAAAGCUGGCUGGCUCCUCGGAGUAUCGCCACGGCAACAUGGUGUUCUUUGAUGUGCUCGGAGUGGCCAUAGUGGCUUACCCGGCACAUGUUGGGACCAUCAUCAACUACAUGGUCGCCAUAGCAACUUUCGUCUACCUGGCCAGGAAAGCCUCCUUGCCCAGCAACCGGGCAGGCGGGCGCUACGUUCGAGAGCUGGCCUGCGCCACAGGCGUUGUGGUUCUUAGCUGGUUGGUCACCCUGCUGUCCGUUCUGAUUGUCGCUGUACUGGUGACGCUGCUGGGCCGCUCCAUGUUCUGGUACAACCACUUCUAUGCCUCCGUGUGUCUCUACGGAGCCGCCGCCACGGGCAAGAUGGUGCUUGUGCACACGCUGGCCAAGAACCUCUACUACGGGGGUGUGCGUCUGCUGGAGCUGGGUGAAUUGUACUUCGACGUGAACCUGAUGCUGUGGUGCUGCAUCCUGCUAUGGUUGACCCAGAAGGGCCUUUGUUCCGCCUACGUGCCCAUGCUCAUGGUGGCCUUCCCCCUGGUCACCAAACUGCUGCUCGCCAAGGAAUUUAAGAACAGAGGAGCGUCACUCAAGUACAGCGUCCUUUACCUGCUGGGUCUGGCCUUGCCCUAUCUGCACUUCAUGUUUCUCAUUUGGGUGGUCUUUGAGAUCUUCACGCCAAUCAUGGGACGCAGCGGCACCGAGAUACCGCCGGAGGUGGUCCUGGCCGCCAUGGUUACCAUUGGGACUAUAUUGAUCUCUUCCUUUUUCAUCCACUUCAUCUAUUUGGUGCGGAGCACAAAGCGGAUCUUGACGGGCCUGGCAUCCAUCUUCACGGUCAUGUUCCUGUUAGUGUCCUGCAGUCUCCUCUUUCCUUAUUCGGGAGACCCCGACAGCCCACGACCUAAGAGGAUCUUUUUGCAGCACACGACUCGGACCUUCCACGAUCUCGAGGGCCGGGUGGAGAGUCAGGACUCGGGCGUGUGGAUCAACAGCUUUGACUACACGGGCAUCCAGCACAUCACGCCGCACAUCCCUGAAAUCAACGACAGUGUCCGCACGCACUGCCGCGAUGACCACCCCUUCUGCGGCUACCCCUGGUUCCUGCCUGUCAAGUUCCUCAGCAAGAAGAACUGGUACCUCCCUGCUCCUCAAGUGUCUCCAAGCUCCCCGGUGGAGUUUAGCCUGGUGUCCAAGGAGAAGACCCCGUGGGGAACCAUCAAGAUGAUCUUUGAUGUCAACGGUCCCAGUCACAUGUCGCUGUACUUGAUGCCUCAUAAAGGAGCCAGUCUCACCUCCUGGUCCUUCGGUGACGGCACACCUCAGUUUGACCUGAGCGGAGAAUAUUUUGUCUUCUAUUCACACGGCUCGAAUGCGCCCACGUGGACCUUCUGGUUUGAAAUACAGCCGCCCAGCGAUCCGAUCCCGUCAGGCCCCGAGGGGAUCAUCUCAGUGGCCAUCUCCACGCACUAUUUCUUCGGGGACGACCAGAAGACGCCUGAGCUGGAGAAACUCCUGCGCAGGUUCCCCUCUUGGGCUUUCCCGUCAUCGUGGGUCAGCACUUACGACAUGUACAGAUACUGAAGGGGGCCGCCCCCCCCCACAACAGAGAUGUGGUGGAACUGUAAUAAGGUUCUUGCUGCCUUUACACACACACACACACACACACACACACACACACACACACACACACACACACACACACACACACACACACGCGCACACACACACCGCCUGAGAGACCCCCACCAUCACUGUGUCUAACCAAGCUAAGAAAUCGGCUCACUUCCUGAUCGGUGCAAAGACAUGGGAGAGGGGGGGGGUCGGCCUCUUUAUUUAUCUCAAAUCUGUGGUGCCUUUUUUUAAUCCUUCUCGUUCUCCCCCAAUCUUUCUUUUUCAGCACCCCCCGUUAUCCACUCUAACGCUAACAUGCUACCUCUCCUCUUCAUCAGCAAAAAGCCCCCCUUCCUUUGCUAACACCACUAUCAGCACUGCAGUCUUCGCACUUAAACUGGAAAACCUUUAUUUUUUUUCCGUGUCCAUCCGUUAUCAUGAGUCAUAUUAGCAACAAAGCUAAUUGAGUCCAAUUCAGAAACCUGUGCCUGGAAGUUCAAAACAAAAUAUGUUAAGCUGUGAAAUCCACGUUUUGGGGGGUUUGUCUUUAAACAUCCGACCUGAUAAAUGUUUAGUCGAGAGAAACCAGCAAUGCAACGUAAGACAUAUUUAUCUUCAUGCGUUGUCAUGGAAACAUGGCGUCCGGGAUAUCUUUAUAUACUGUAACAGGAAGUGAAGUUGCUAUUUGCUGGGGAUGGGCAUCAUCAUCAGAAUGAUUAUAGAUAAUUAAAUAAUGUAAAAAAUAUUAAUUGACAACUAGAUGUAAAUCUUGUCAUACAUUUUGUAUUAGUUUGGUCCAUUGAGUGCGACUUUUGAUUGAGUUUAAAAGCAAUGGAGGCAAAAUAUUGCACUACUUUGCUGCCACCAGCAGAGGCGCUGUUGAUUCACGUUAAAAAAACAAUAAAGUUGAGUCACAGACAGUAAAGUAGUCUUUUCAUGACACCAGCAUGGAAACAGGAGUUUAGAACAUUCCUAUCAAUAAAAAAAAAUGAUAAUGAAUUUAUUGUUGUAUUUUAUCUAAUAAAAAACAUGUAAAUUAAUACAAUGAGCUAUUAAUUGAUGGUAAAUCUUACCCAAAUAAUUUUGUUUUUUAAAUAAAAUUGUAAUCAGUUGUUCUCUAAAUAAUAAACAACAUAUACACAUUUCCAUUAAUAAAACAAAUGUUUAAAAAAUAACAGUGAAUAUAUUUAAAUAUUUUAUGUAAUAAAAAAAACAAUAGAAUGUGGCAAUAAUUGAUGGUAAAUCUUCACUCAAUGUAGUAUUUAUAAAAUUGUAAUCAGUUGUUCUCUGAAUAAUAAACAACAUAUACACAUUUCCAUUAAUAAAACAAAUGUUUAAAAAACAACAGUGAAUAUAUUUUAAUAUUUUAUGUAAUAAAAAAAACAAUAGAAUGUGGCAAUAAUUGAUGGUAAAUCUCAACUCAUUUUAGUAUUUAUAAAAUUGUAAUCAGUUGUUCUCUGAAUAAUGAACAACACAUACACAUUUCCAUUAAUAAAACAUGUUUAAAAAAUAACAGUGAAUAUAUUUGAAUAUUUUAUGUAAUAAAAAAAUAAUAGAAUGUGCCAAUAAUGAUGGUAAAUCUUAACUCAAUUAAUAGUGAAUAUUUUUUUUAAAAAUUGCAAUUAAUUGUUCUCUAAAUAGUAGAAAGAAUGUACUGUAUUUUUUUUUCCAAUGUGUUAACAACAACAACAAAUAUUGGAAAUUGAUUUACUUUCACCUAUAAAUAUAAUGUCCAUCCCUAGUAUUUAAUUGACAAAAGCGUCGUUAUUAUUUUAUGUAAUAAGAAACACGUAAAUUAAUAAAAUGAGCUAUUAAUUGAUGGUAAAUCUUACCCAAAUAAUAACAUUUUUAUUUAUAAAAUUGUAAUCAGUUGUUCUCUAAAUAAUAAACAACAUAUACACAUUUUUAUUAAUAAAAAAAAUGUUUAAAAAAUAACUGAAUAUAUUUUAAUAUUUUACAUAAUAAAAAAAUAAUAGAAUGUGCCAAUAAUUGAUGGUAAAUCUUAACUCAAUUAAUAGUGAAUAUUUAGAAAAUUGCAAUUAAUUGUUCUCUAAAUAGUAUAAAGAAUGUAUUGUAUUUUUUUUCCAAUUUGUUAAUAAUGACAAAAAAUAUUGGAAAUUGAUUUACUUUCACCUAUAAAUAUAAUGCCCAUCCCUAGUAUUUAAUUGACAAAAGCCUCGUUAUUCUUGUCUGUACAAAUACUGUAAGUGGGCCGCAAGCAAACACUGUACAACCACACUUUGUGCCACUUUAGUAGUAAUAAUAAAUCAUGAGAUUACUGAACGCUGCUAUCAACACUUUUUGCCGUCAAAAGUAGCGUUUGUCCUUGCCAUCCAUCACACGUCACAUGACCCUGUCACGCAAAGCGUCAAGAGAUGGCUUGCACUCGACUUGAAACUCUUCACACUGAUCGUUGAAACUGCUGACGCGGGCCUCCCGUGUACAGGAUGAAAACAUCACCAAGACAAAUGUAUUGGGACAGCCUAAAUCACUACUCGGUGCGUCUCAAUGUUUUUGUCCAUACAGCACAGUUUUGAUUGUUUCCUAAAUCAUUUUAACCGAAGGCGAACCCGCUUUUGAUGGAGAGACUAAUCCACAAAACAUUACUAACUACAGUGGAACCUCCCAAGUUCAACAACACAUUGUCACUAUUUGGAGCGCACCUUAAUUUUCCUGUUAAAAUGUUCCUCAAAAGUCAGCUCAGCGAGUGCCUAAAAGUGCAUUUUGGCUUUGGUUUUGUCUCGUUUAUUUUUCCGUGCCACCACCAAAAUGUGGUGGGUAAGUGGGAUGAUAAGCAUAGUGCAGGAAAAGGAACUUAAACUGCCUGCCCAGUACCAUAAGAACAACACAACGACAUGCACAAAUUAACAUAAACAUAUUUAGUGUACAAUACAUUGCAAUACCUAUAAAAUGCCAGUAGGUGAUCCCUCUCAUAACGUUGCACCCAAAAAAAGGUGGUAAUACUUUGAUCCUAAUUUACAUUAUUCUAGCAUUACACACUUUGGAAGUGCCACUGUAGUUUUAUAUGUAUAUAUAUAUAUAUAU